AUGAAGCGCUGCACUGCGUAUCUGCCGCGGAAAUCGUGCGCCUCUGGUCAACGAUGGACGUCCCAUAGCAGCGCCUCCCUGACGGACGAGGCGCUGCUGGCCAAGGUCGGCGCGCGGCUCAACGACGACGAAUACGGCACGAAAAUCACACUUGAUGCCAAGAGCAAGACGAUAUCUACCGACAGCGGAGAGCUUCCCAUGUCUCCCUUGUUUGAUCCUGCCUGGAUCAAGUCACGGAGGCGAGCCGCAAAAGAACCGCCCCGGCCAGCCACCGGCCAGUUCCAAAAGCACCUUCGAAAGAACCCAUACGCCCCCUCCAACGACGCAUACGGCCACAUACAACGGAACAAUGAAGUACGUUCAAACGGCGCGCCGCCUCCGGCCAGCGUGAGCAAAAACGGCUCGGGUGAACAGGAUGAAUUCACUCCUCGGCUGACUGGUUACGUCGCGUCCCAAAAAUCCCUUUUUGAUGCGCUCUCGGGGCCGGAUAAGCGGCUCCGCGGCGCGUUGCUGGCACGCCGCGCUGGCAUGGGCGUGAGCCCCCAAGCCAGCUCACCCGUGUGGCGGCACGAUAUGAGCGAGGUGGUGCUACGAGACAUGCGGCGCGAGGCGACGAGCGAGCUUGUGCAGAGAGCAGGCGCGGCCAAUCACAAGUUUGUGCAGCCCUGCGCGACAUGGGAGGAUAUCAAGGAUGUGGAGAGACGCGGCUGUGUCUUGUGGCUGCCGGAAGCAGAAGACAAGGCCACGACACAGCAGCAGCAGCACGCGACCUUUGACGUUGUCGGCGCCAAGUACGAUGGCAAGAUGCCAGUGCAUAAUUUGGCCUGGCUCCUAGGCGAGGACGAGGUUGGUCGACUUUGCAGCGAGUCAGACGUGUUCCGGGAUAACAAGCUGCUGGUACUCAAGAGCUGGCCGACAAAGACCAUGGUUCAGGUGCACUUGCUCUUGUGGAAGCUGCAGGGCUACUUGGAUACUCCGGCCACGUAA
Molecule: messenger RNA, 987 nt
Organism: Cordyceps militaris CM01
Lineage: Eukaryota; Fungi; Ascomycota; Sordariomycetes; Hypocreales; Cordycipitaceae
Exons: 2
Coding region: 1-987 (328 amino acids)
Source: RefSeq, a predicted model, not a curated record